This is a messenger RNA of Aspergillus candidus, 2014 nucleotides long. RefSeq names its product glycoside hydrolase family 72 protein. Gene Ontology annotation, cellular component: fungal-type cell wall; cytoplasm. Gene Ontology annotation, molecular function: 1,3-beta-glucanosyltransferase activity. The transcript has 4 exons. The record is from RefSeq and is a predicted model, not a curated record. NCBI's taxonomy places the organism in Eukaryota, Fungi, Ascomycota, Eurotiomycetes, Eurotiales, Aspergillaceae. Gene Ontology annotation, biological process: fungal-type cell wall (1->3)-beta-D-glucan biosynthetic process. Bases 163 to 1761 code for a protein of 532 amino acids.
CCUUAGGUGAAUCCGGGGUCCCAAGAGCGACGCCAUUCCUAUUCAGCCUAGUUGCCAACCCUUGUCGUGGCACUUCACCCCUUUUCACCAGUCUUGUUGAUUUUUCUUUCUUCUUUCCUUCCCAGUUCAAGUUGAUUCAUAGAAGUCACAACUACAGUAACCAUGAGGCUUUCUACCAUCUUGGCCAGUACGGCCGUGUUGGCCGGAUCGAUGGUAUCUGCUGAGCUGGAUCCCAUUGUGAUGAAGGGCCAGAAAUUCUUCUACAAGACCAGCGGGAAGGAGUUCUUUAUGCGCGGUAUUGCCUAUCAACAGGAAUGGGCUGGCAAGGGCAGCGACAGCGGCGGCAAAAAGUACAAGGAUAGCAUAGCCGAUGUUGAGGGUUGCAAGCGUGACAUACCCCUCCUGAAGGAACUUAAGACAAACACCAUCCGUGCCUAUCAAAUCGACCCCAAGGCGGACCACAAGGAGUGCAUGAAGAUGCUUGAUGAAGCCGGUAUCUAUGUGGUUGCUGACCUGUCGGAACCUGCCACUUCGAUCAACCGCAAGGACCCUAAGUGGAACGAUGAUCUCUAUGAGCGGUACACCGCUGUCAUUGAUGAAUUGGCACCCUAUUCCAAUGUUAUCGGAUUCUUUGCUGGAAAUGAGGUCACCAAUGACAAGAAAAACACCGAGGCCAGUGCCUUUGUCAAGGCGGCUGUUCGUGAUAUGAAGCAGUAUAUCAAGAGGAAAAACUACCGCAAGAUGGGCGUCGGUUAUGCCACCAAUGAUGAUGCCGAGAUCCGUGACAACCUUGUUGACUACUUCUACUGUGGUGAGGAGGAUGAGACAGUUGACUUCUGGGGUUACAACAUCUACUCAUGGUGUGGCGAUUCCUCGUUUGAAAAGUCUGGCUAUGAUGAUGUUGUUAAGCAGUUCACUGGUUUCUCUGUUCCUGUCUUCUUCGCUGAGUAUGGUUGCAACGAGGUCAAGCCCCGCCCCUUCACCGAAGUCAAGGCACUCUAUGGCGACAAGAUGACUCCUGCCAUCAGUGGUGGAAUUAUGUACAUGUACUUCCAGGAAGAUAACGAAUACGGCUUGGUUGAACUCGACGAUGGCAAGGCCAAGAAGCUAAAGGAUUUUGGGGCUUUCAAGAAACAGAUGGAGAAGGUAGACCCCAAGGGUACCACCCUCGAUGAAUACACCGCCAAGAACAUUGAGCUCCGUCAAUGCCCCAACAUCAGUGGGACCUGGAAAGCUCAUGAGAAGCUCCCCCCAACCCCGAACCGCGAGCUCUGCAAGUGCAUGGUCAAGAGCCUAUCCUGUAAAGCCAAGGACGACAUUGACCCGGAAGAUCUUGGUGACCUCUUCGGCUCAGUCUGUGGCAUGGACAAGGAAGCCUGCGCCGGGUUUGCCACCAACCCCAAGAAGGGGUCGUACGGAGCCUACAGCAUGUGUAACCCGACCGAGCAGCUUUCGCACGCGUACAACACCUACUACGAGCUGAACGGCAAGAAAGACACUGCCUGCGACUUCGAUGGAACUGCCGAACUUGACGACGCCGAGAAGCCUGAGGGUAAUUGCGCGAAGCUUAUCAAGGAGGCUGGUAAGGACGGCAGUGGCACCGUCAAUGCUGCCCCAACCGCAGGUGACGGUGAAGGCUCUGCUAGUGGUACGUCCGCUGCCAGCCCUCUAGCCAUUCCCAGCUUCAACUUUGGUAUCCUGUCGCUCUCCGCUUAUCUGGUCUGCGCUAUGACCGCUGGUGCUGGCAUGAUCUUCAUGUAAAUCGAAUUACCGGGUCUCCCAAUACCAACCUGGAGACAUUGAGCAUGGGAGGUGGACAUUCUGGCACUACAUGCCAUGCUGGGAUGGCGAUUACUUCAAAGCUUGUGACUAAGUUGUGAUAUGCCCCCUGGACCCUGGGAAAGCACUGGAUUGAUCAAGAUUGCCCUGUAUAUUACCGUUUUAAUAAUUGUUCAUAAUUUACCGUCCAAUUCGUGGAUGGAUUCUUUUCAAUAAAUACCUUCUAUCUUCUAGG